AUGAAAUACGAAAAGAACUAUUUUUUUGCUCUGGAUCUACCGACAGAUAUCAAAGAGGAAGAGAGAUAUUUAAAGGCAAAUGACAGAAAUUUCAAUACGAAAUUUCAUUAUGUGAACAAUCGAAUUAAAACUUCCAAAUACAACAUUUUCACAUUCUUGCCAAUCAAUUUGUUUGAACAGUUCCAACGAAUUGCCAAUGCUUAUUUUUUAUUUUUACUUGUUUUGCAGUUUAUUCCACAAAUUUCAUCUCUAUCCUGGUAUACCACCGUUGUACCCUUAAUGCUGGUGCUGUUAAUAACUGCAGUGAAAGAUGCCAUUGAUGAUUAUCAUCGUUACAGGAGUGACAACCAAGUCAACAAUCGGGAAGUUAUGAUUCUGAAGGAUGGGCAGUUGCAGAGAGGAAAAUGGAUGCAUGUUGAGGUGGGCGAUGUAAUUAGGAUGGAAAAUAACCAUUUUGUGACGGCAGACAUGCUACUAUUAUCAAGCAGUGAACCAUACGGCUUGACUUACAUAGAGACAGCAGAGCUUGAUGGGGAAACAAAUCUGAAGGUUAAGCAGGCAUUAACUGUGACCUCAGACAUGGGCGAGAACACACAGGCUCUGGCAUCUUUUGAUGGUGAGGUUAGAUGUGAAGCACCCAAUAACAGGCUGGACAAAUUUAAAGGAACACUUACCUACAAAGAAAACAAGUAUCCUUUAGAUAAUGAAAAAAUACUAUUACGUGGCUGCACUUUGAGGAAUACAGAAUGGUGUUAUGGACUUGUCAUUUUUGCAGGACAAGACUCAAAACUAAUGCAGAACAGUGGAUUGUCAGCUUUUAAGCGAACUAAUAUAGAUCGACUGAUGAAUAUUCUUGUUUUGUGGAUUUUUGGCUUCCUCAUCGUGAUGUGUACAGUUUUGGCUAUUGGAAAUAGUAUCUGGGAAUCUCAAAAAGGAUACUACUUUCAGGUCUACUUGCCAUGGGAUGUUGAUACGCCAAAUGCUUCAUUUUCUGGAUUUCUUAUGUUCUGGUCGUAUGUGAUAAUUCUGAAUACAGUUGUCCCAAUAUCCCUUUAUGUAAGCAUUGAAGUUAUCCGCUUGGGCAGUAGCUUCUACAUUGAUUGGGAUUCCAAAAUGUAUUACCCAAAGAAGGACACUCCUGCAUUAGCACGUACGACAACAUUAACUGAGGAGCUUGGACAGAUCCAGUAUAUAUUCUCUGAUAAAACAGGGACCCUGACACAGAAUAUCAUGAUAUUCAACAAAUGCACAAUUAAUGGCAAAAUGCUGCGGUUGUCUCAGGCCCCUGACAAAGUGUGUGCCAAAUGCAGCAUGAAGAAGUGGAUGGCCAUGAGGGUGACAGUUAAUCUAAACCUUUAUGCAACUCGCUUCUUCCGAACAGCUACUGGGAUCUUAGUGGGGUCUCAACCUUCGACCUAUAGAUUUGUUAAGGCUGUUACCCUUCCCAUUUGCACAAGAUCGUACUGCUUCAUCUUGUUAUCCCAUGAUGAGGUCAGUACUGUGCCUCAGAAAACAGAGAAGGUGGACUUUUCAUUUAAUCCUAUGGCCGACCCAAAAUUUGUGUUCUAUGACCAUAGUCUCCUGGAAGCUGUUAAAAUUGGUGAUCCUGAAGUCCAUGAAUUUUUUCGUCUGCUUUCACUUUGUCAUACAGUCAUGCCUGAAGAAAAACAGAAAGGUACCCUGAUAUAUCAGGCUCAGUCUCCAGAUGAAGGUGCACUUGUCACUGCAGCAAGAAAUUUUGGCUUUGUUUUCUUGUCCCGUACCCCUGAGACAAUAACUCUAGUUGAAAUGGGUAAAACUGUAGUCUAUGAAUUGCUUUCUAUUCUGGACUUUGAUAAUGUAAGGAAAAGAAUGUCUGUCGUAGUUCGACAUCCUGAUGGGAAUCUAUAUUUAUACUGUAAGGGGGCUGACACCAUUGUGUUUGAGAGACUUAGUGCUUCAUCUCAACAAUUAAAAGACAUAACUACAACACAUCUUGAUGAGUUUGCAGGUGAUGGUUUACGCACAUUAGCCUUGGCAUAUAAAGAAUUAAAUAAAGUAUAUUUUACAAACUGGCAAGAACGGUACCAGGAAGCAAGUACUUCAUUAGAAAAUCGUGAAGAACUACUGUCUGAAUUGUAUGAAGAAAUUGAAAAAGACUUAACGUUGUUGGGUGCUACAGCAGUUGAAGAUAAACUCCAAGAUGGUGUUCCACAGACAAUUGAAACACUCUCAAAAGCAAAUAUCAAGAUUUGGGUCCUUACAGGUGACAAACAAGAGACAGCUGUAAAUAUUGGUUACGCAUGUAAUAUGCUGAAUGAAGACAUGAAAAACAUAUUCAUCAUUGACGGCAACAAUUCAGAAGAAGUACGUGUAGAACUGAGAAAAGCUUCAGCAAUAAUGAGAAAGGAGGACCAAACAGAAAUCAGCAUCAAGCAGUUAAAGAAACCAACUUUCAUACCUGAAGAAAAUGUUGAUGGGGAGUAUGGGCUAGUCAUCAGUGGAGACUUACUGGCAUAUGCUUUGGAAGACAUGGAAAUAGACUUCUUAGAAACAGCUUGUCUUUGUAAAACAGUUAUCUGUUGUCGUGUAACACCCCUUCAGAAGGCUCAGGUGAUAGAACUGGUGAAAAAGUACAAAAAAGCAAUAACAUUGGCAAUUGGAGAUGGUGCAAAUGAUGUAAGCAUGAUCAAAGCUGCUCACAUUGGAGUUGGUAUAAGUGGUGAAGAAGGAACACAAGCUGUCCUUUCAAGUGAUUUCUCCUUUGCUCAAUUUCGUUAUCUACAACGUCUGUUAUUAGUCCAUGGAAGAUGGUCAUAUCUUCGCAUGUGCAGAUUUCUCAGUUACUUUUUCUAUAAAAAUUUUGCCUUCACAUUUGUUCACUUUUGGUACGGAUUUUUCUGUGGAUUUUCUGCACAGACUGUAUAUGAUGAAUGGUUUAUUACACUGUACAAUUUAAUGUAUACAUCUCUUCCUGUAUUAGCAAUGAGUCUGUUUGAUCAGGAUGUAAAUGACCGCUGGAGCAUGGCAUAUCCUCAACUUUAUGAACCUGGACAGUUUAAUCGUUAUUUCAACAAAUUGGUUUUUGUGAAAUGUGUUAUCCAUGGAGUUUAUAGUUCCUUGGUUCUUUUUUUUAUUCCAUAUGGUGCCCUAUUUGAAGCAGUGAGAGAUGAUGGAGAGACAGUAUCUGACUAUCAGUCUUUUGCUUUAAUUGCUCAGACAUGCUUGCUUGUGGCCGUUACCCUACAGAUCGCACUGGAUACAUCAUUUUGGACAGCUAUCAACCAUUUUUUUAUCUGGGGAAGUCUUGCUGUCUACUUUGCAAUAACUUUUACAAUGUACAGCAAUGGCAUGUAUCUGAUGUUUCCAACCUCAUUUCCUUUUAUUGGUACUGCAAGGAAUGCCUUGAACCAACCACAUGUAUGGCUGACCAUCUUUCUAUCAGCAGUAAUGUGUGUCCUGCCAAUUGUAAUUGUGCGUUACCUCAGCACUGAGCUAAGACCCACCUCCAUUGAUAAACUGCAACUUAAAAUUAGGAAAAUCAAAACACUUCCUCCAAAACCAGUGGUUAGGCGUUUGAAACGGCCAAGUGUACGUCGAUCUGCAUAUGCUUUUGCUCAUCAACAGGGUUUUGGGGCCCUCAUUACUUCAGGGAAGAAUAUGCGAAUAAGGAAUAUCAACUAUAAGCCUUCUAAGACUGUUGUGUAA
Molecule: messenger RNA, 3687 nt
Organism: Hemiscyllium ocellatum (epaulette shark)
Lineage: Eukaryota; Metazoa; Chordata; Chondrichthyes; Orectolobiformes; Hemiscylliidae
Gene: atp8b5b
Product: ATPase phospholipid transporting 8B5b
Exons: 27
Coding region: 1-3687 (1228 amino acids)
Biological process (GO): phospholipid translocation; Golgi organization
Cellular component (GO): plasma membrane
Molecular function (GO): ATP binding; ATPase-coupled intramembrane lipid carrier activity; magnesium ion binding
Source: RefSeq, a predicted model, not a curated record